This is a messenger RNA of Bolinopsis microptera, 1015 nucleotides long. Its product is annotated as sulfotransferase 2A1-like. Gene Ontology annotation, biological process: sulfation. NCBI's taxonomy places the organism in Eukaryota, Metazoa, Ctenophora, Tentaculata, Lobata, Bolinopsidae. Gene Ontology annotation, molecular function: sulfotransferase activity. Bases 15 to 914 code for a protein of 299 amino acids. The transcript is spliced from 2 exons. Gene Ontology annotation, cellular component: cytoplasm. The record is from RefSeq and is a predicted model, not a curated record.
AGUUUUAUUGAAAUAUGACGACCUUUAAACAAUCUGAAAACUACGACUACUCCGAGUACCUGAUACCACACGGAUCACUUAACGGAGUUGCAAUUCCGGGUUUCGUGACUCCGGAAUUCCGGGCAGAAUUCCAGAAAGACUUUAAACUCCGUCCGGAAAGCGACAUAUUCAUCGUGACAUAUCCCAAGAGUGGUACUACGUGGAUGCAGAACAUUUUAAGGAAGAUGUUAUUUACUGAAGAUACUCAAGAGUGGGCGGAAAUGCCCCUAACUGAACGGUUCCCAUGGGUGGAUUAUAUACCUAGUUUAUCGGUCACCGAUUUGGAGAAAGUACCUAAUCCUAGAGUGUUUAAAUGCCACAACCAUUCUCCUCAAGAGAUGGACGAUCAAAUCUUCAAAGGAAAUAGAAAAGCAAAGAUAGUCUACGUGGUCCGAGACCCGCGUGACGCUUGUGUUUCCCUGUACCAUCACCUACAAAAAGCAGGAAUCUCAGACUGGAUGAAGAAGGCCAAUUUCACAGAUUUCUUUAAAACUUACUUCCGGGAUGGAAAAACGGUGUUUUAUGGGCUCUGGGAGGAUCACGUUAACAACUGGCUUUCUAGUCGAGAUGAGUACGAUAUAUUGGUCGUCAAAUACGAGGAUCUAAUCGAGGACUCCUGUAAAGAAAUAUCCCGAGUCGCAGAUUUCAUCGGCUGUGAUCUAACCCCAGAGGCUGUCCGCGGAAUUGCGGAGAAAACUUCGUUUGCAAAUAUUAAAGUUCAGAAUUUGUUUAAGGAAGACGGCCACGAUGGGGUUCAUGAUAGUUUUCUCCGUAAGGGAGUGGUUGGUGAUUGGAAGAACCAUUUUGUGGACAUGGCGGACGAGGAAAUGAUGCGCAAAAUUGCUGACGAUCUCUACAAAAAACACCAGAUCUGAUUUUUGUAAACAUAAAUAUUGCUUACGUAAUUCACUAGUUUAGUAUUAGUAUUGAUUUCUGGUUAAAAACUUGUGUAAUUGAAGUAGAUUUAAUUGUCAAA